Messenger RNA from Plectropomus leopardus (leopard coralgrouper), 1822 nucleotides. RefSeq names its product immunoglobulin kappa light chain-like. NCBI's taxonomy places the organism in Eukaryota, Metazoa, Chordata, Actinopteri, Perciformes, Serranidae. The record is from RefSeq and is a predicted model, not a curated record. Gene Ontology annotation, biological process: response to bacterium.
UAGAGGGGUGUUGCACUACAAUGAUCGGAGGACUGGCAGCUUUGAUUCUUAGUACAAUGUCUGUGAUUCAAACUGCAGAGGUUCCUCAUUACAUCUCUUUGAUUGAGGUUGAACUUGGUGGGAAUGUUACUUUGCAGUGUCCGGUUUCUGAGAGGGAGGACAGAUUAUUUCACUGGUACAAACAGUCUCUUGGACGGAUGGUCCAAACAGUUGCCACAGGAAUUUUUACUCAACAAAAACUUAGCGCAGAAUUUACCAACCCACGUUUUAAUGUCACAGAGGGAAAGGCUCAGUAUUUUCUUAUCAUCACAAAUAUCAGCAAAGAGGACGAAGCAACGUACUUCUGUCAAAAGGGAACGGCAUAUUCACAGAGUUUCGUCAGUGGCGUCUUCUUGGCUGUUAACGAUCAUACACAGCUGAAAUCUCACUACUUGAAACAAAGUCCAGAGACUGAGUCGGUCCAGCUGGGCGAUUCAGUGAAUCUCCAGUGUUCACUUCUCUCCAAGAACGAAGAAAACACAGAUGAGUGUCCAGGUGAACACAGAGUAUACUGGUUCAGAUCUGGAUCAGGAGGAACGCAUCCAAGCAUCAUUUACACUCACAGCGAGGAACGAGAGGAAAGAAGUUGUUUCUACAGUCUGACCAAAACAAUACAGAGCUCCUCUGAUACUGGGACUUACUACUGUGCUGUGGUCACAUGUGGAGAGAUCCUGUUUGGUGAAGGAACCAAAGUGGAAACAAGACAACAUUGGGACCCAGUUGUCAGCAUCCUCAGCAUACUGUUGGCUCUGUGUGUGAUUGUGAUUGCCAUCCUCAUUUUCUCAAGAAACUGAGGGUAAGUUUUAGCGACACUGCAAAGACGGAGUACAUAAUGUGUGAUUUUUUUGUUUUUAUUUAUUAAAACAUCCAAGACAAGGAUCCAGGACAGCACAGAAAGCCUCACUGUUACCAAAACAUCGGCUCAUCAGCUUCAUUCUAUGCUUGGUUAUGACAUCGAAAGCACCCUUUGGCAUUUCUAUGUGAUGCACAGCUGUCCUCUGAGGAAAACAUGAUGUAACACAUCAACAAAUACAUAAUAUUUUGGAUGUAAAUAUGUCAUGAAAGUUCCAUCCAUUGUCCAGUACGGGACCUAAGGUAUGUAAUGUUAAAACAACACAGACUUUUAGGACAUAAACAGCUGUCGGGUGAAAGUCUGUGUUUGUUUGACCCAUCCAUCUGCUUUGAACAUAAAAUAUUGCAAAGGAUGAGUUUGCACCGUAAUUAUCUGAAACCCGUGUGCAUCUUAUAGACACGCCAAAGCGUGCUUUCAGGGCUGCGGAGCAAAAAAAAAAACAACAACAGACAGUCGUCAGUAUUUGACAACCUAGGAAUGAGAAUGGGUCGCUAAAAUGUCAAUUAAAAAAAUGUUCUUUAGGACAGUGACAGAGCCAUGGAACUGGAUUUCUCUACAAUGGAAAGCAAAAAGAUGGAAAAAAGAGACAAUACCAGCAAUGGUAACCACAGACUUCUGUUGGGGUGCAAUCCCCUGACUGUCAAGAAAAGGAGUUCAGUUCCUUCUAAUGUAAAAACACUCAACAUCUCAACAUGUUUUGCAUGGACAAAGUGUGGUUAUGAUGUCAAACUUAAAAGAGCAUAGUUUUGCAUUGUUUAACUCCAUUUACAAUUGGCAUUAUGGAUGUGCAUGUACAUAUUUAACCCCACAUUUUUCCCCAGAUUGGAAAAUUGCAAUUGUUUAUGGGCAGUAAUGAAUAAAAUGUAUAAAACGGUACAAAUGUAUUAUAUGUGUAAAUGUUUAAUGUACAAGGGUUUAAUAAAAAGAGAA